Microplitis demolitor is the source of this 2720-nucleotide messenger RNA. RefSeq names its product Krueppel-like factor 10. The transcript is spliced from 3 exons. Bases 234 to 1394 code for a protein of 386 amino acids. Gene Ontology annotation, biological process: regulation of transcription by RNA polymerase II. Gene Ontology annotation, molecular function: DNA-binding transcription factor activity, RNA polymerase II-specific; RNA polymerase II cis-regulatory region sequence-specific DNA binding. NCBI's taxonomy places the organism in Eukaryota, Metazoa, Arthropoda, Insecta, Hymenoptera, Braconidae. The record is from RefSeq and is a predicted model, not a curated record.
GCUCGACCUGAGAAAGCUUCAUUACUCUUUCAGACUUGUACUGAGUAUCAUCUUUAGUUUUUACAUUAUUUCUGAUUAAAUUUAUUCUUGGAUAUAUUGUUUGUCUAUAACAUAUUUUUUUAAAUUUUUUAUUUAUUUAUUUGAAUAUAAAUACUUAUGACUUAUUACAACGAGUAAUUUUGUGGUGAAAAGUGAACUUAUAAUUUAUAAUAAUUGACUUUAAUUUAAUUAACAUGAAUUCUAAUAAUGUGCCACUGUCACCACCAGCAUCACCUCAGCUUAAAUAUAUUCAUAAUGAACCGCUUCAAUCGUCCUUCAGUGUCGCAGCAUUACUUGGUGAAAAAUUAUUACAAAACGAUUCGUUAAAUCGUGGUAAUAAAAAACACGAUGAUGCCCAUCCCAACCUUCCACCCACGCCCCAACCGUCGGACACAGAGGAAGACGAGCAGCCCCCACGCAAACGCAGCAAAUGCACUGAUCAGCAAUGUGGAGAAUUAGCAAAGUUAUUAUUGGAUGGAACGCCUCCGCCAAGUCCAGAGCCAGCUCGUGCUUCAGUAAUAAUGCGCGCAAAUCGGGACGGUACCUACAGUCCAGCAAAUUUAGCGGGUAUACAGAAAAUGUACACUUGUGGUGUAUCACCAGUAGCUGUGUGUUCAAAAGCACCAAGGCCAGUAGUUUUAGAAAAACCAGUUGUCGAGACAGAAAAUAUUCUCAAGACUCUCAAGUUCAAGAUGAGCCUCCGCAAAGAAGAGAUUAUAGUUAACAGCAAGAACACAGACCGUGAGAGUCAAUGCCAGAAGUUACAACCUCUUGCUCCAAAACCACCCUCUAUUACAAUGGUUGCUGGUAUCUUAGGAACACCCUUAGUCUUACCAACAUCAACAACUCCACUUCUCUUUGUUACAUCGCCGACAAUAACAACAACUAACUCUUCAACCCCCGGUAGUCUAGACUCUGGAGCACGUAGACGAGUUUAUGAAUGCGAGUAUCCGGGUUGUGGUAAAAACUACUUCAAGUCAUCACAUCUAAAAGCUCACAAGAGAACUCACACGGGUGAGCGACCCUUUCCAUGUCCUUAUGAUGAUUGUGGAAGGAGGUUUUCACGAAGUGAUGAAUUGUCGCGACACAAAAGAACUCAUACUGGUGAAAAAAAGUUCGUAUGUUCUGUUUGUCAAAGGCGAUUUAUGAGAAGUGACCAUUUAGCUAAACAUGUUAAGCGUCAUACUAAAGACAGAAAUUCAUCAUCAACUGCACUGACAUCAUCAUCAUCAUCAACAUCUGUCCAUCAUCAAUCUUCGAUAACACCUGCACCGCUAAGAAUAAAUUUACUUCCAGUAAUAGCACCGCGAUUGCAAAAAAAUAAUUCACAGACAUUCAUUUCACAAAGUCUUUGAUGUAAAAUUUGUAUUUAUUUUUUCCUGAUUAUUACUAAACAAGAUAACUGAUUUAAAAAAGUGUGGAAAAAAAACGAAAUGAGGUAGAGUAAAAUCAAGAGCAAGUUUAAAGAACUUUUCUUAUCUCAUCUCACUGUUAUUGAUCAGUUAGAGUUCGGCGUAGACGUUAACUAUAUAUUCUUCUAGUCGAGGGCAGACAUCAGACUGCAAAAGGUCUUAUUUUUUAAAUUAAUAAUAAUAAUACUACACUGUAAAAAAUUUUUUACCCGGUAUAGGGUAAAUGUCUCGGUGUAAAAAUUUAGGGGUGAAACUUACACAAAUUCGGUGUUAAAUUCAAGCGAUGUGAAUAAAAAAUUUUUACACCAUCAAGCGUUUAAAUGUGUAAUUUAUGAUAUUUUUGCGUUACAAUAAUGAAUCAUAAAAAUAUUUAAAUAUUCAAAAUACUAUUUAAUAUCUAAAUAAAAUUAAAUGAGUGUGAAUGUCGCAGAUAUCAGACAAAUUUAAAAUUAUAAAUAAGUAGAGUAAAUAAUUUAAAAAAUAUUUAUAAAAAAUUUUCUUAUUGAUUUUAAAAUUUUUUACCCGCACAUUUUUUAAAAAUUUUCUUUUAUUAAUUAUUUACUCUAUUAAUAAUUUUAAAUUUGUCUGAUGUUAAAAUUAACCAGAAACUACAUUAAAAUUAAUGUAGUUUUUGAUUAUGUAGUCAAAAAUAUUCAAUGAUCGUUUGUUGAUGAUUAAUCAAAAUUGCGAGUAACACGGAAUGGUGUAAAAAAAGUAGAUUACACCGUGGAAAAAUUACAGAUGAAAAAUUUCACAUUACACUGCCGUAUAAAGUUCUCUGAGUUUAUUUUUACACAAAAAUUUUUUACAGUGUAAUAUUUAUUGGGAUAAAUUCGUUAGUAAUAUUUAAUUAUUAUUAAAAUGUAUUAUGAUUAUAAUAAUAUAAGAAUGAGAAAGUUGUUUAUAAACUAAGUACCUAAGUGUGUCUGUGAUUUUUGAUGCGUUAAAACUCGUGACCCAGAGUUUAAAGAUUUAGAGUAUUUAUUUAUAGUUUAAUUGAGUGGGUAAAUGGGGUUUAAUUGUACAUAGUCUUUUUUAAACUAUAAACUCUUAUAUAUAUAUUAUUUUAAAUAUUAAUAUUAUUAUGUAUGUACGUUUAAGAUUACCCACGUCCAAUAAUAAUGCAACAAAGAGGAGAGUUAUUGUAAAUAAUAUUUUUUUAAAUACAUUGUAACUCAUUUAAGUCAAGACUUGAGGAGAAAAAAAUAUAAAUAAAUGUUUUUGUACAUAAUUAUUAAAUAAAUAAGUCUUAUAUACUUUCAUAAAUAA